AGCUUGGUGCGAUAUUGUCUCAUCCUUGGCUCAGCCUCGCCAUUGUCCUACAACCCCUCGAUCCCAAACCUCAACAACACCCAGCUCGCUCGGACGAGUUGAGCUGCUCCUCCUCACUAUAUAACACUGCUCGUCCAACGGGACAAAGAAGCAUGUCCACCUGAAAUACCCCAAGAUCGACCCCAAUCCAGUCCUCUCCAUGCACAACCUCACCAUCUCCUCACCCCCACAGCCUCGCAACACCACAAACACCCUCAAAAUGGCAACUCGAGUCAACGGCGCCGUCAACGGGUCCUCCGCCGUCCCCAACGGCGUCCCCCAGCGCGAACCCACAAUCCCCAUCCUCCCCUCAUCCCCCUCCUCUACCAGCACCAACUCACUCGCCCAAAUCUCCCACGGCGGCCUCGGCCACCCCCCCUCCUUCUCCUCCCUAUCCCCCACCCCCCCGUCCCUCACCGCAUACGAGAAGCAAUACUACCCCUCCCAACCCAUCUCCCUCUCCGGCAUCGCCUCCCGCGCCUUCCUGCUGGGCGCCCUGCUCUCCUUUUCCACCGCCCUCUCUCUCGUCCUCGCCCUACAGGGUUCGCCAUUCUGGCGCCCACCGUUUUUUGCCGCGACGCUGGCGGUGUUCCAUUUCUGCGAGUUUUGGACGACGGCGAGGUAUAAUACGAAGGCAGUGCAGGUGUCAAGUUUUUUGCUGAAUCAGAAUGGGAGUGCGUAUACUAUUGCGCAUGCGGCGGCGUUGGCGGAGUCGACGGUUUCGUGUUUGCUCGCUGUGUAUCCGCCGUCGACUUUUCUUCCGGGUUUUAUGACGGCUUGGGCACUUCCUGCGCUCCCGGAGUGGGUGGGAACACUCACCCUUGCAACAGGGCUUGUUCUCGUUCCUCUCGGGCAGCUCGUGCGCAGCCUCGCUAUGGUACAGGCGGGUGGGAAUUUCAACCACAUUGUCCAAGCGCGAAAAUCCUCCUCUCACCAGCUCGUUACCUCGGGGGUAUACAGUCUCUCUCGGCAUCCGAGCUACUUCGGCUUCUUCUGGUGGGGAUUGGGCACGCAGCUUGUGCUGGGGAAUGUGGUCUGUUUUGUGGGGUAUGCCGUGGUGUUGUGGGUGUUUUUUAAGAGGAGAAUUGCUGGAGAAGAGGAAUAUCUAGUCCGAUUCUUUGGCCAGGAGUACUUCGACUACCGCAUCCGCACCGCCGUCUGGAUCCCCUUCAUACGAUGACAGGUCACGCCUCGGCCUGCCAGGCAGCGAGCAUUCCUGGACCUGGGAUUCUAACCGCAGCAGCGGGCGUGUUUUCUGGUUUUAAAGGGGGGGGGUGCUCAUACAGCGUUUUGGGUAUGCGGGUGUUGUUUUUGGAGGGGUGGAAGGGGGAAGCUUAAGGGGAC
Messenger RNA from Pseudogymnoascus destructans, 1383 nucleotides. RefSeq lists its product as uncharacterized. Bases 200 to 1219 code for a protein of 339 amino acids. Lineage: Eukaryota; Fungi; Ascomycota; Leotiomycetes; Thelebolales; Thelebolaceae. Gene Ontology annotation, biological process: C-terminal protein methylation. Gene Ontology annotation, molecular function: protein C-terminal S-isoprenylcysteine carboxyl O-methyltransferase activity. The transcript has 2 exons. The record is from RefSeq and is a predicted model, not a curated record. Gene Ontology annotation, cellular component: endoplasmic reticulum; membrane.